Saxophila tyrrhenica is the source of this 1050-nucleotide messenger RNA. RefSeq lists its product as uncharacterized. The transcript has a single exon. NCBI's taxonomy places the organism in Eukaryota, Fungi, Ascomycota, Dothideomycetes, Mycosphaerellales, Extremaceae. The record is from RefSeq and is a predicted model, not a curated record. The coding region runs from base 1 to 1050 and encodes 349 amino acids. Gene Ontology annotation, molecular function: DNA-binding transcription activator activity, RNA polymerase II-specific. Gene Ontology annotation, biological process: regulation of transcription by RNA polymerase II.
AUGUCUUCUGCGCAAAAGCGACAUCUGAAGUACGAUGAGUCGCUGCCGCAACGCUCAUAUUGCCAUCGAAGACGGCUGCUGUGCGAGUACCCACUUCCGUCCAAGCCGUCCAACAAUGCAGACGACGCUGGUACUGACACAACAGCCCACGCAUACGACGGAAACGAGGCUAUCAAGGCCAAAGUCCUCGAGAUCCUUACUCAAGAAGGCGUGCCCUGCCCCAACACACCCUGGCCCAGCCACCGCCGCCCCAACGCCCUCGUCCUGAUCGACCACUUCCUCACUCCCACAUUAACCCCCUGGAUCGGCUCAGCCCUCGCCCAAAUCACGAUGCAAGCCUACGCCCUCCGCUUGGCCAUGGAAGCCCCUUACCUGCUACACACCAUCCUGGCCUUCUUCGCCACCCACCUCAGCUGCCUCUACCCUUCAGAGGAGAAGUGGAGCGUAGCGGCUACCAUGCGCUAUUCCCUCUCCUUGACGCAGUACCUGGGACGUCUCAUCGAGCAGAGUCUGGGGCCGGGAGAUGCGGAUGCGAUUUCUACCGCUGCGGUGCUGCAUACGAUGCUUGCCUCCAUCCACGAAUCCCGGAGGACGAAAGCUUCUCCGUCAGAGUCGAGGUUCUGCUCUGCAUGGCUGCUGUCGUUUCAAGGAACGCAGCUCCUGCUCGAGAGGACCGAACUGCGCGCUGCGUUAGAGCAGGGUAUAUGGGCGGACACAAUCGCUGCUCAAUCCGUCCCAGAACCCAUGCUAACCCUCCAGCACCCCGAACUAUCAGCCAUCAACCGAGCCAACCUCGAAGCACUAAGGACCCUCCAAUCCGUCAUCCCCCUCACCGCCCCCCAGCACCAACACACCUACGCCCAUCCCCUACAACUCCUCCCCACCCUCCUCUCACUAACUAACACCACCACCUGCGACGCAGUCUCCACCUUCAUAACCUUCAUCUCCCACCUCCCACUCGCCUACAACUACCUGCUCGAAGCCGGCGAGCCGGAAGCACUGCUCAUCCUCGGCUUCUGGAGCGCUUUGCUGAGUAGACUAGAUGUGUAG